Messenger RNA from Heterotrigona itama, 878 nucleotides. The record is from the annotation of a GenBank genome assembly. NCBI's taxonomy places the organism in Eukaryota, Metazoa, Arthropoda, Insecta, Hymenoptera, Apidae.
AUGAAUUGCACUUGUGUGAUGCUAUUUCUCAUAGGUAAGCGAUAUUUAAUUUUUAUAAUAGAAAAUAUUUUUACUAUAUAUUGAAAUACAUGAAAUAGCUAUUGUGUCAGAAGAUUUUGAGAGAAAUUCGAAAUAGAUCGAAUUAGAAACUGUAGUACAAUCUUCACUUGAAGGAGGAGACAUUAUUAAAGAAUGCAUCACUUAAAAGUCUUUAUAACGUUGCGCUGCAUAUAUUGCUGUGCUUUUCAGUAAAAGACAGAAAAUAAAAAAAUUGCGAUCGAUUUUUUAAAUAUUUUUUGUAAUUAACAUAAACCAGAAAGAGAAAGAAGUUCUAAUCGAAGUAUGCAUAAGCUUGCGUUCUAUAUAAAUGCAGUAACUUGUAAUUACUUGUUUAAAAUUCAUCGAUGAACGAUACGCGCUAGUCAUAACAUACAUAAAUCCAUCAUUCUCUUUAUACAUUUUUGAAUGAAUAAUUCUAUAAUAGUAUUUUAAAUAACACUAACUGGUUUUUAGCAAAUUCUUUUAAUUCAAAUAAAAUAAAUAAGAAAUAAAUACAUAUAUUUUUUGUAAUAUAGUAUGCACGUCAUGGGUCUUUGGAGAAACCUUAUCUUGCGAACAAUGUGGCAAAGAAUGCGCCGAGAAAUGCGGAACACGACAAUUUCGUGCUUGUUGCUUCAAUAAUAUGAAGAAAAGACAAUUAUUCACUCGUGAAUUAGUUUUAAUACCUCCUAUAUCAUUAUUAGAAGUAACAGUUGCAAUCUCAUUUGGAAUUGAAAUAUUUUUAUUUCCCAACCAAGAAACUGGAUUUUCAGAUCUUGUUUCUUUAUUGUUAUUUUUUAUAUUAGAAACUAAAUCUUCAUCUGAAUCGUAAGGAGUAA